Molecule: messenger RNA, 2202 nt
Organism: Cuscuta epithymum
Lineage: Eukaryota; Viridiplantae; Streptophyta; Magnoliopsida; Solanales; Convolvulaceae
Source: the annotation of a GenBank genome assembly
CCGCCCAUCACACAUCUGCCCAACAGUCCAAGUGCCCAGACAGAAGCAGUGAAGCAGCCUCUUCUGCGCAGCAAGCCAACGAGUGAACGACGCUUCUCGACCGUUUUGCGCAGCAACUUCAGCAAGCCAGUCGCCAUUCAGCGGCAGCCAAGCGAACCAACGACCAACUUCACACCUUCCUCAGUUUCUCUUGCACCCGCUCGACUUGCGGCAAACUGGAAUUUCAAGGCUUCCGCCUCCCGCCUUGCAGGAGUCCUAGAGACCUUCCUUUUCCCAUUUUGUGUAAAAGAAAGCAUUGCCUGACCGAGGAAGAAGGAAGCAACUAUGCCGCGUACCAUUUGCUCUGAGAGCCCUGGCUGCCCUCGCCUCCGAGCAUUAACCUUUGAUACUCUUGGCCUCAUUAAAGUGAUUCAAGCUCGUGGCGGCGAAAAACAGGAAGCUCCGGCGGUAGUGGAGCGGUGGGGUGACCCGGAUUCUUCAAGAUGCGUGCUAGCCACUUCCAUUAUUGACCGCGAAUAUGACCCUCUUCUUGGCGUUGCAAGAAAAAAUGGCAUGCUUGAGGUGCUUAGCCCUAUCAACGGUGAUGUCCGGCUUACUAUUCCGAGCUCUAGUAUAAGUAGCAGUGUGAGUGAUGAUGAUGCUAUUGUUGCAUUACAUCUUUUCAGAAAACAGAGGAUGGAGUCAUCAACGAGGUCAUGUACUUUACUUACAUGCACAACAAAAGGACAUGCAAGUAUAAGGUCAUUUGAAUUCCCCAAGUCACCAGGAGACUCAACCUCUGACGCCUCUCAAACCACAUGGAAUGCAUGUGGUUCGGGUAACAUUUUGUGCUCCAAAGUUGACAGCAGUGAAAAUUAUGCUUUGUUCGGGGGGAAGGGAGUUGAAAUCAAUGUGUGGGAUCUAGAAAAAAGUGAGAAAGUCUGGGCUGCAAGAUCUCCUCCUAAAAACAGCAUUGGCAUAUUUACGCCAACUUGGUUUACAUCUGCAACAUUCCUAAGCAAGGAUGAUCAUCGCAAAGUUGUAGCUGGAACUAAUAGCCAUCAGGUGUUACGGGCAGCUUGUGUGCAAGAUCUCGUCACAGGCCUUCGGGUGCGUCUUUACGAUAUUUCUGCUCAGAGAAGACCUGUGAUAUCAAUUGAUUUUCGAGAAACAUCUAUAAAAGCUGUCACUGAAGACCUAGAUGGGUGGACAAUAUAUGCAGGCAAUGGGACAGGUGACCUUGCUUCAUUUGAUUUGCGCACAGGGAAGCUUUUGGGGUGCUUCAUUGGUAAAUGUUCUGGAAGUAUACGGUCCAUUGCUAGACAUCCUGAGCUCCCAGUGAUAGGCUCAUGUGGGCUGGACAGCUAUUUGCGCAUUUGGAAUGUGAAGUCCAGGCAACUCCUAUCUGCGGUUUUCUUAAAGCAGCAUCUUAUGGAUUUUGUUUUUGAUUCUCAUUAUAGCAAUGAAGAGCAACAAGUUGUGAAUGAGACGCAAGAAGAAGAACGUGAAGAAGUGUAUAAAAUCACAACAAAAAGGAAGAAGGAUGCUAAAGACCCCAGUCAUAAAAAGAAGCCAAAAACCAAGAAAACAGAGCAAGAAGAUGUGAAUGAGACAAUGCAAGAAUGUGAAGAAGUGUCUACAAUCCCAAUCAUAGAGAAAGAUUUGAAGGACCCAAGUCGAAAAAAGAAGCAAAAGAGAAAGAAAAAAGCUGCUCAACAUUCAGAGGAGCCAGAGAAGAUGUCCGAAGACCCUGUAAGCAGCUUAAUUGACAUAGCUGAAGAGGAUGCCAUGCCUUCUAGAAAUGAAAGGGAAUCUAAAGGACAAAAUGACAAGAAGAAAAAGAAGAAAGUUAAGACAAGCGGAGAGCUGUGAUGCCACCUCAGCUAUGUAAGAUUUGCAUUGGAAACCAUCCAUAGAGGGUGUCUUUUGAAUGAACUCAACAGUGAUGUGGCUCUAGACUCUCUUACAGGGUUUUGUUGGAUUUGAAUGAAUUCUUUCAUAAAAUUUUCUGCCUUCUGUAUCCAAUUUUGCACCUGUCAAAGCGAGUUGAGUUGCCAUAACUCAUUUAUACUCGAUUGACCUGGAUUUUUUUCUUUAGUUGAGUGAUGUAUGUUGAAUGAAUUAUAUAAAGAAAUGAAUAUCAAAGAACAUUGCAAAUGAUAAAGUUCCCAUUUCAUUGCUUAACAAAUGUAAUGAGAAGCUUUUUAUGAACUUAUCAGUGAA